AUGGCAACAGCUACCGCUCAUCUUUCCUGUUCACCGGUGCACGUUGCGGCUGCAGCGGACGAGCGUGCAGCUCCAAGCGUUAGGAAUGUUUCAGCCAUUGGCUCGCUGAAGCGGUUCGACGGGCUGCGAUGCCACGGGGCGACUGUUAGGGUUCAGCCUGCACAGGUCAAAGUAGCGCAGAGGAGGCUAACAACAGUUUCGGCCACAGCCACGUCAGCAGAUGCCCCUGCAGCUGUGACGUCUUCAUUUAUUGGCGUGAAGACCGAAGAAGAGAUGAUGGACGCGAUAACCAAGGAGGCCGCCAAGUAUCGUCUGCCCGAGCGCGUUGUGCUGGGAAUGCGCGAUUUCUACUACUCGUACGCGAAUGCGGUUGCGUCCAGCGGGAUUGAGAACGCAGAGCAGCUCGCUCUGCAGAUCAUGUCGACCACAUUCGACAGAAUCAUGUUCCAACUCAGGGAGCGUCACCAGUUCGAAUCGCACCAUCUGGCCGUGCGUGAGCCGUUUGACUACUAUGCUUUUGGGCAGAACUACGUGAAACCCCUCAUCAACUACACGCGGUCUUACAUCGGCAAUGUGAAGAUAUUGGACCAGAUUCAAGCCAACCUUGAUGCUGGCCACAACGUGGUGUUGAUGACAAACCAUCAGACAGAGGCGGAUCCGGGUGUCAUCGCUCUCUUGCUCGAGAACAGCCACCCUCGCCUCGCCAAAGACAUUACGUAUGUUGCUGGCGACCGAGUUGUGUUCGACCCGUUCUGCAUGCCCUUCAGCCUCGGCAGGAACCUCCUGUGCGUGCACUCUAAGAAGCACCUCAACGACGUGCCAGAGCUGGCAGAGCAGAAGCGAGCGGAGAACCGCAAGACGCUCAAAGUGAUGGCGAAGCUGUUCCAGCAGGGUGGAAACUUCGUGUGGAUCGCUCCAAGUGGCGGGCGCGACCGCAUCAACCCCGAAACUAACUACGUGCCGCCUUCCCCGUUUGACUCCUCGGCUGUGGCACUCAUGCACCGACUCACAUCGGAAUCGGGAGUCCCCAGCCACCUGCACCCCACCGCACUCUACUCAUAUGACAUCAUGCCGCCUCCUCGCACUCUGGAGAAGGAGCUGGGAGAGAAGCGCAUCAUCGGGUUCCACGGUGUGGCGUUCAGCGUGGGGGAGGAGCUGGACUUCGGAACCGUGACGGCUGGCAUCGAGGACCGCAGGGAGGCUGCGGAGAAGUACAGCGAUGCGCUGUUUGCAGCAGUGGAGGAGCAAUACGACCUGCUGGUGCAGGCGGUGCAGGAGAAGGGGCUGGAGGCAUCCACAGAUAAAGUCAAGCUGGAGCAAACCAAAGUAGGUGCUGAUGGCAGCACCAGAGGCGGGAUGGGGACAGUGGUGGUGGAAGGAACCGAAGAAGAAGGGGAGAGCGGAGCGGGGAAGAAGGGGAAGCGCAAGGGCGGGAAGGACGGGGAGGAGAUGGCGGAUGGCAGUGCGAGCGCGGGGGAGGAUGUGACGCGGCGGGCUCGCAUGUGCGCGGCUGGUGGUGGUGCUCUUGAGGCGGGCGGGUGUGUGCUGCAGAGCCUCAGACUCACCACCGACAAGAUUGCCUUCGAGGCGGUGCCGACGGAUGCAGAGUUCCCAAGCAGCAACCAACUGGUGCGGCUCUGGCUGGACAAGCACGAGGGGCUGCGCGCAUCUGACAGCGCGCAGGAGUCCGAUCUACAACUGACAUCAAAUCACACAGCCCUGGGUGCAGUACCUGCUCAUGUGCUCGUCGGGCCGAUGGGGCCAGCCCCCUCUGUUGACGUGCUUGAUCCAGCAUGGCGCCACAAAGCGGUUGAACCCUAA
Closterium sp. Yama58-4 is the source of this 1821-nucleotide messenger RNA. Lineage: Eukaryota; Viridiplantae; Streptophyta; Zygnematophyceae; Desmidiales; Closteriaceae. The record is from the annotation of a GenBank genome assembly.